UGGCUAGAAUCGCUAGCGAAUUGCCCCAAGCUGAAUCCGCUGUUCUGUUCGCUUCUCCAGCAUGUAAAGCAGCAAAAUUCAGAUGCGAUAUCGCGAGCCGCUGUCGGUAUCGCGAAAAAUUUCGCUGUGUCUGCCGUAAGCAAGCGGGAAAAGUGUUGACUGGGAAGCGCUUCAUCGCUGCUCGUUAGCAUUUGAUUUAUCGGUUCCAUCGACAGUGACUCUUGUUCCUUCCAUUGUUGAUACCAUGUAGUCGCCUUUUCACGCCGAACUGCGCAUUUCUCAUGGUUCUUACGUCCAUCGGCAUUUCCAAUAAGCUCCAACUCGUUCUCGCUUUGUUUACCAACAAAAUCGCUGACUCGCGAGGCGAGAACAAUGACGACGACCUCGACCGGGUGUAAGGCCGCGGCCCUGGCCGGGGGAGUGGGUGCCUAGCGAGAACGUGCGGAACACGGGAACGUGGGUCGGACUCAUAUGAGUACGUCGUGCUCCACAGCGUCUCCAACGUGCAAAAAGCUUCCUUGCUCUCGUCGCUGUCGACACUUUGUCCAAAGAUCAAUCACCUCGUCUUGGCCUGGGGGGCCUGUGGAGCAUUUCGCGCUGGCUCGUGGUCUGCUGUUUGUGCUUCGUUGAUUUGGACUUGUUCUGUGCCCGCGUGAUCUUCCCAGCCGCCUCUUAGGACUUAUCGUGUCCCCAAGUUCUGGUACUUGGGCUCUGGGGGUGGUUGAGGUGGUUGGCGCUGUAACCCAUUGGAGCAGGGACGUUUGCGAACUGGCUGAAGAGUUCGGAGCACUCUUGCCGUCCUCACUAAUCUUCGCAGAUUGCGAGGUAAGACUCGUGGAGUGGAGACGGGGUGGUCGGCGUAUUGACCAAGUGAAGAUAUCGUGCAGCACUGCUGCUGCUUUCGUUAUCAGGUGAAGUCGUGGCGGACGGUGCGCGGUCCAUUCUUAAUUCUGAUCUGCACGCGAAUCGCAAGCGAUGAGUGAGUAUGAGCUCGGGCCUGGACUGGAGCAGUUCCGAUAUUAAUAGCAAUUAAACGGUUGCCUAGUGAGUGAAAAGUUUUCUCAAUUGUCGCUAAUCGAAUCCCCCACAAGGUCGAGAAGAAUGGGGAGCUUUAUCGUGCUGGUGAAACAGAGCUGGCAUCGUCUGAUUCCAUUUGCGGCAUCCAUCGUGGUAUACUCCGUUCUGGUGCAGUUCACGAAAUCAGGACUAUGGUGGACUGCAGUGUGCAAAUGCGCCCCAAUUGUGUCGUUGCAGUUGUACGUCUUGUUUUUUGGCUUCCAGCAUAUCAAACUAAACACAUAUCCUCGUAAGAUACUCUUAGGGUUGUUUUUCUCCUGCAUUGGGGAUGCACUUCUCGAUUUUGAUUUAUUCGAAUUCGGAGUUGGAGGAUUUCUUCUCGCACAACUUUGCUAUAUUUGGGCCUUUGGAUGGCAGCCGUUCAUGUGGUGGAUCGGAGUCUUGCUAUAUGUUUGCGCGGCGGCACUGACUGGAGUUCUUCUCAAACAUCUGGACCAAAUUUCACUGUAUGGUCUUCCCAUCUAUGCACUAGCACUGUCGACGAUGUCAUGGAGGGCAUUAGCUCGAAUUAGAAAAAUAGACGAACGCUCACUAUUAUUAACUAGGAUUCUUUGCGGCAUUGGUAGUGUUCUAUUCGUUAUAUCAGACAGCAUAAUUGCGUUCAAUAAAUUUUAUGUGACCAUUCCAAAUUCAGGUUAUUAUAUUAUGAUAACGUACUAUAUAGCUCAGCUUGGUAUUACUCUAAGUACGCUGCCAUCACCCGGUCAAGAUGCUAAAAUGCUAAUUUGUGAUGCUCAACCACCAGAAAACACUGAGUCUGAUGGUCGAUUCGUAGCCAAAAGUUCUAGACUUACCGAUUAAACAUAGAAAGUAGAAAAUGAGUCUUAAGAAUUAACGAAAAAAAGUUAGGCCAAAUAAUAUUCUCAGUGUAAAGUACUUCCAGAACAGAAAACUGCAUUAUAAUAUAACGUGUUCAAAUAGAUGUUAAGAAUGAAUAAAGAAAAUUUUAGGAACGUUUUAAUUGA
Hermetia illucens (black soldier fly) is the source of this 2042-nucleotide messenger RNA. RefSeq names its product lysoplasmalogenase-like protein TMEM86A. The transcript has 5 exons. Gene Ontology annotation, cellular component: membrane. The coding region runs from base 1102 to 1878 and encodes 258 amino acids. NCBI's taxonomy places the organism in Eukaryota, Metazoa, Arthropoda, Insecta, Diptera, Stratiomyidae. The record is from RefSeq and is a predicted model, not a curated record.